Molecule: messenger RNA, 1562 nt
Organism: Patiria miniata (bat star)
Lineage: Eukaryota; Metazoa; Echinodermata; Asteroidea; Valvatida; Asterinidae
Gene: ghitm
Product: growth hormone-inducible transmembrane protein-like
Exons: 8
Coding region: 134-1162 (342 amino acids)
Cellular component (GO): mitochondrial inner membrane
Source: RefSeq, a predicted model, not a curated record
AUGCAAUAAUAGUAAGUGGUGACUUUCCUAAAACUUGUGUCCAUAUCAAAAGGGAGAACGUUUUUGAGGGGAAGGUUCCUUUUUCGAGUAUUAUUAGUGGCACCCGUGAGUCGUAAUUCACUCGACAGUCGUCAUGUUAGCGUCGCGAAUCUUCAUCAAACUCCCCCUGGUUGCCUGUGUUUCCGCCCCCACGGUAGGCAGGGGCGUGGCUACCUGCUUGCGACCCAAAGUCAGUGUUGUGGUACCCGCCCUGCGAUAUGCAAGCCAACCGAGCAGAAUCGCGGCCAAGAGAGCAGCAAAAUCAAAAACCUUGAAGGAAAUGGCCGCUACCCCAGCCGAUGGAUCAGCUAUCAGUGUCGGGCGGGGCGCUUUGGCAGGUGCAGCGGCAGUUGGCAUCGGUGCGUUGUGCUACUAUGGCCUUGGCAUGUCCAAAGAUGUCGGCGCCUUGGAACGAGCCGCCAUGUGGCCAGACUACGUACGGGAGAGGGUCCAGUCCACUUAUGCCUAUUUUGGCGUCGGGAUCGCAUCCACUGCAGCCUCAGCUAUUGCAAUCUCCAGGAAUCCUGCCAUCAUGGCCAGAAUGAUGCCCAAGUCAUGGGUGGGUGCACUGGGCAUGAUGGGUCUGGUCAUGUGCUCAGGCUUUAUCUGCAUGUCAGUGCCGUACACAGAGGGCGUCCUAGGAGGGAAACAGCUGGCGUGGUUGGCUCAUAGUGGUCUCUUGGGGGCGGUCUUAGCCCCCAUGACCCUGCUGGGUGGACAACUCCUGAUCCGUGCUGCAUGGUACACGGCUGGUGUAGUUGGAGGAUUGUCCUGCGUCGCUGCCUGUGCACCUAGCGAGAAGUUUCUGUACAUUGGUGGUCCCUUGGCCAUGGGACUCGGUGUCGUCAUUGCAGCGUCAAUUGGUGGUAUGUUCUUUGCACCUACUACUGCCCUAGGCUCAGGCCUGUACGCCAUCAGCACCUAUGGAGGCCUGAUUCUCUUCAGUGGCUUCCUGUUGUAUGACACCCAGCUGAUAAUGAAACGUGCCGAAACCUAUCCCAUCAUGCCCCAGAGGCCUUACGAUCCAAUCAACGCGGCAAUGGGGAUCUACAUGGAUACAGUCAAUAUCUUCAUCAGAAUCGCAAUGAUCUUGUCCAACUCAUCAGGCGGACGAAGGAAAUGAGGAAACGAAACAGUAGCCAUGGCAAUUUUAUAGAUCACCCUAAUGAAUCUUCCAUGUGUUCUUGUACAGUCUAAAUAUACGAGUCAUAUAUAGCAGCAGAGGGAGGGAGGGGCUUAAUUAAAUUUUUUAUAGGGGGGGGAUUUCUAGGCUAAUGAUUUGCAAAGAAUGAACAAUUUCUCUUGUUGAUGGACUUAUGAUUACCAGGAACGACAGGGUUUAGCCUAAGAAGGCAGCUGGUUCCCCGUCUCGCUGUUUGAUUUCUGAAGGAGGGGAGGGGCAGGAACCAGUGUUCUUUUGGCACUUACUUGGAUGUUUUCUUAUCACUUGUAAGAAUCAUUGUAUACCAGGGAAGUUUCAUUCAUUGACAACAUUUGUGCAUGUUCAUGUUGGGGGGGGGGGG